CUCUCCAAGAUGCGAAACGACGCGUUUUGUCUCCACUAAAACGGUGUCGUUAGUAGCUGCGUAGUCCCCAAGUUAACCCUCUUGCUUCGUCUACAAAUGGGAAACGGAGCCAGUGGCUGUUGCGUGGCCGGAGACACUUCCACGCGAUGCGGCGUCGAACUCUUUCACGACAACCUCGGCCACUCUUUCAGCUAUGUCCGGCCAGUCCUCGACGGAUCAAGACCUUCUUUCACGCAGGAACCGUCUCUCCAACCCGACCCGAUCCCCGGAACCACGACCACUUUCCGUUCAAUCUCCGGCGCGUCCGUUAGCGCCAAUAAUUCAACGUCUCUCUCUGACUCUCUCUCAACGGACGUGUCGUUAAAGGCCUCCGGGUUUGAGAGCUCUAAUAAGUUCGCUUCAUUUCCCCUCAAGCCCGUGCCGCGUGGUCCGACGAAGAAGCAGAGUCACGUGUCCGGUCCGUUCGAGCGACGGUUUUUAUCCGGUCCGAUCGAAACCGGUUUGGUUAAGAAGAAAAAGAAGACCAAAUCAUUUUCUAAACCUAAACCGAACAAGAGACUUGCCACAUUCAAAACCAUUUUCACAAACUUGAUAUCUAACAAUCAAUCUCGCUCGAAGAAGAGCUUGAUCGAGCCAAUCAACAGUUUCAAUUCAUCAACUUCGGAUCAUCAUAGACCUGAGAUCAAUAACUCAAGUACAAGCACGACUCUGAGCAGCCAAGAGAGCCCUAGAACCAAAGAAGGAGAAGACUCUGAAGAAGAAGAUGAUGAAGAAGAAGAGGGGAAGAGUGAGUCUUCUCUAGAGGAGCCAAAGAUUCAAUGGGCGGAGGGUAAAGCAGGGGAAGACAGAGUACACGUCAUCCUCUCUGAAGAAAACGGUUGGCUUUUCGUGGGAAUUUACGACGGAUUCAACGGUCCAGAUCCACCGGAUUAUCUACUCAACAAUCUCUACACCGCCGUGCUCAAAGAGCUCAAAGGGUUGCUAUGGGACGACGAAGACAACUCCGAUGAUAUCGCAUCAUGUAGCGAAGACGGUCAGUCCCAGUCCCAGAUCAAGAAACAGAGUACACUGGAAGGAGGCACUGUUGCUUGUGACACAAGAAAAAUAGUUUCUUGUGACUCAAGAAACAUUAUUGAGGAUGUGAAGAAGCUGCAAUGGAGAUACGCUUCGAAACAGAAUUGUACAGAAUCUGACUCGGAGAUGAUUAACCACAAAGACGUGCUGAAAGCACUUGAACAAGCGUUGAUGAAAACAGAGGAAGCGUUUGAUCAAACGGUUGAUGAGAAUCCAGUACUAGCCUUGAUGGGAUCCUGCGUUCUCGUGACGUUAAUGAAAGGUGAAGACGUUUACGUGAUGAGCGUCGGAGAUAGCCGAGCGGUUUUGGCUCAAAGAUCUUAUCUCGGGCGUAAGAAGAUGCCAAAUGAUCUUCAGAGAAUCAAGGAAGAGAGUCCGCUAAAGACUUGUUUGGUCAGAGAAAAAAGAGUUAGUCUUCUGGUUCCUGUUCAGCUCAAUAUGGAACACAGCACAAACGUUCAAGAGGAAGUGAGAAGAAUCAGGAAUGAACAUUCUGAUGAUCCAUUGGCGAUAGAGAGUGGUAGAGUGAAAGGUUAUCUCAAGGUCACUCGUGCAUUUGGCGCUGGAUUUCUCAAACAACCGAAAUGGAACAAGGCGGUUCUAGAGAUGUUCAGAAUAAACUACGUUGGAUCAUCGCCGUACAUCACGUGCUCUCCGUCGCUUCACCACCACAGACUCACGCCGCAUGAUAAGUUCCUUAUCCUCUCAUCUGAUGGAUUGUACGAAUACUUCUCGAGUGAGGAAGUCAUCUUCGAGGUCGAGUCUUUCAUCUCAGCCUUCCCUGAAGGCGAUCCUGCUCAGCAUCUCAUCCAAGAAGUCCUCCUUCGAGCUGCCAAAAAAUAUGGUAUGGACUUCCACGAAUUGUUGGAGAUACCCCAAGGAGAUCGUCGCAGGUACCAUGACGAUGUUUCUGUCAUUGUGAUUUCACUCGAAGGAAGAAUUUGGAAAUCUUCCAUGUGAAUAAAAAACCGUGUGUGAUCCACAUAGUUUUUGUUAUGUAUCUAUUUCUCGCAUACUCAAUAUGCUGUGUUUUUCAUAACCAAAAUUUUAGUUUAGUAAAUAUGAUAUAUAAUGCAAGAAGAGAAUGACCAUUUUAGUUUGGCAUAAUAUAUAGUUAGACGGUAUGUAUCUUCUUGUAUUGGUCAGUUAACUAUAUCUGGUAAGGAGAAACAACA
Brassica oleracea var. oleracea is the source of this 2249-nucleotide messenger RNA. Its product is annotated as probable protein phosphatase 2C 36. The record is from RefSeq and is a predicted model, not a curated record. Gene Ontology annotation, biological process: protein dephosphorylation. Bases 97 to 2034 code for a protein of 645 amino acids. Lineage: Eukaryota; Viridiplantae; Streptophyta; Magnoliopsida; Brassicales; Brassicaceae. Gene Ontology annotation, molecular function: protein serine/threonine phosphatase activity. The transcript has 4 exons.